CCGGACGAUACCCCUGUAGCUUCCACUGCCUGAGAGGGACGGCGCGGCACUCGUCGUCGGGUCCCGUUAGAUUGACAACAACAAACCCAUCCCGUCUUCCAUCCAUCCAUCCUCCUUCCACUUCCCGACCAACUCCGUCCCAACCAUAAUAUCACCACCACCUUCCCACCCACCACAAACCACAACCCACCAAAAAGAUGUUCACCCGCACCGCCCUCCGCGCCUCCGCGCCCAUCGCUCGCGCCUCGGCCCCCGCCACCACGGCCCGCUUCUUCUCCUCCUCGCCCGCCCGCCUCGUCAAGAUCGGCGAGCUCCUGCCCGAAGGCGAGCUCCUCCAGGAGGGCUCCCCGGGAAACAAAGUCGACCUGCGCAAGGAGUCCGAGUUUGCCCGCAACAUGCUGAUUAUCGGUGUCCCUGCGGCCUUCUCGCCUGCUUGCAGCGCGAGCCAUAUCCCCAGCUAUAUCCAGCAUCCUAAGACGCAGGAGUUUGAUGUUAAGGCGGUGGUGUCGGUUAAUGAUGCUUUUGUCAUGAAGGCAUGGAAGGAGAACCUCGACCCCGCCGGCGAGUCUGGUAUCCGCUUCCUCGCCGACCCCUCGGGAUCAUUCACCAAGGCUCUCGACCUCACCUUCGACAGCAAGGCCAUCUUUGGCAACGACCGUUCCAAGCGCUACGCCAUCAUUGUCGAGGACGGCAAAGUCACCAAGAUUGCCGUCGAGCCGGAUAACACUGGUACCGCUGUGUCCUUGGCCGAUAAGGUUUUGGCUUAAUAGACGUAAGAGAUACAUGAUGAUGGAGAGUGAUGGAGUUCAAAAGUUCC
Messenger RNA from Neurospora tetraspora, 817 nucleotides. Its product is annotated as putative oxidoreductase. The record is from RefSeq and is a predicted model, not a curated record. Bases 198 to 767 code for a protein of 189 amino acids. Lineage: Eukaryota; Fungi; Ascomycota; Sordariomycetes; Sordariales; Sordariaceae. Gene Ontology annotation, biological process: hydrogen peroxide catabolic process; cellular response to oxidative stress; cell redox homeostasis. Gene Ontology annotation, cellular component: cytoplasm; cytosol; mitochondrion. The transcript is spliced from 3 exons. Gene Ontology annotation, molecular function: thioredoxin peroxidase activity.